Molecule: messenger RNA, 543 nt
Organism: Colletotrichum orchidophilum
Lineage: Eukaryota; Fungi; Ascomycota; Sordariomycetes; Glomerellales; Glomerellaceae
Exons: 1
Coding region: 1-543 (180 amino acids)
Source: RefSeq, a predicted model, not a curated record
AUGGAGCGCUCGGGACUGACAGAUGCUCAACGCAUGGGCUAUCUCAUCCAGUUUCAUGUCAUUGAGUUGGAGUCGUACAUCAAGUUCCAGAGAGGACCUGCUACGGAGACGAGCUUCAACAUCCAAGCUCUUGCCUCGGUCGUCACCAAGCUCCACGAGAUCAAAAAUUUGGCCGUGAUCACGCAGAAGGACAUUGAUCAGGUGAUCGGAAUUGUCCAGUCGGCGAUUUCCAUGGCAAAUGGCAGACUGGAGACUGCUGCUACUGACGAGAACGCGGCCAAGGCUCGUAUUUGGGCAGAAACCCAGGAUGAGGGACGUCAAUACAAGGAUACAACUACCAACAUCCCCGCCGCCGCUGCCUUUCUCCACAUCGUCGACGUCCUCGACAACGCCCUCUUCGAACUCGGGACAGCUCUUUGCGAUUCUCAACUUCAUACGUUCCGCGCUUUGGAGAAGGAGAACACCCGCUUGAUUUCCUUGACGGUUGCUCAGAAUGCCACCAUCGCUCGUUUGGCGCAAGAGAACGCCGAGCUAAAGGUAUGA